Messenger RNA from Catharus ustulatus (Swainson's thrush), 1521 nucleotides. Its product is annotated as UPF0500 protein C1orf216 homolog. The transcript has 2 exons. Lineage: Eukaryota; Metazoa; Chordata; Aves; Passeriformes; Turdidae. The record is from RefSeq and is a predicted model, not a curated record. Bases 769 to 1521 code for a protein of 250 amino acids.
AUUGAAGCAGAUACAGGCAGAUAAUUUGUGAAUUUGGUUCCUGGCACUAAAACUAGAGAUGUUGCUGAAGGUAGCUUUUCUGAACAUCAGAAGUGCAGAUAAAGUUUAUUGUUUUGUGGGAUGGUUUAGUUGGAUGUAGUGCUGCUCUUUAAAGGUUAGGCCAGCCUCAUUAAACAUGGGUAUGCAUUAACUACUUCAAUCUACAGCUUCUGCCUGUCUUCAUGUUAAGCAUUUGGUUGGUGAUGAAUACUUACUUCAUUUUUAGAUUUAGCUUGUUCAUGCAGCUGAAGUCUUCCUAAGCUUGUUUUUUCUGAAGGAAAACAUGUACAAUCGGAGUCCAGAACACCCAAUUCGCUUUUGGUGCUGUGUUACCUCCUUGCUGACUGUCAAGGAUGGGAAUGCCAUAGGUAUUGCCCCCUGCAGAAUGGGUGAACCAGGUAUGCUUGGUAUUGAGGUAUUGGGAAAAAAGUUCCGUCCAAUCCUGGUAUUCGUUUUGAUGCUCAGAGAUGACAAAGGCUGCACACCAGGGAGGAAUGCCCACUGAGGAGGAAGGAAGCAGCCCUGCACUCCUCUGUGAUUGGGACUGACUGUGUUGUUGCUGGGUGGAACAGCGUAAUGCUGUUGCUGCUCCUGCUCCAGCACUGUGAUGUUUCUGUUCCAGAUUGUGCUGACUCACAUUCAAGAAAAUAUGAUACACAGACACAAUGCACUGUAACUCUUUUCCUUCCCCCCCAGUAGCCUCGAAAGUUUCUGUAGCUCAUUCAAUAAAUGGCUGAGACAGUAGCUGUAAUACCAAGAGAUGAAGAGGCGAUCCAAAACAGCAGUGAUGAUGAAGACCGAUUUCCGACUCAUGAUACUGUAUCAGCAUCCCCUGGUUGCUCUGCCAGCCCUUCACUAGACAACCUAAAUGAAGACGAGGAGAGCUCAGGAGUGCCAGAAAGACUGUCUGUCCUCUCCAGCAGGGCAGUGGCCCAGCUGAAAGCCCUGACUGUCCCAGAGAAGGUCAGUGGUGGCCAGGCACAGAGGACAGCCCCUGGGCUGGCUGAGCAUCCUCUGGCAGCUGUAGAUGCGUUGUUAGGUUCCUCCUCAUACUCUGACAACCUGCUGGCCUCCCUGCCUGCCCAAAGCCCCUGCUGUGAUGGCAAAUUGUGUUCAGAGGUGCUACGGGCCCCGCGGGUGCCCAGUGAGGCCGGCCAGGCCCUGCAGGCUGGGACUGACACGCAGCAGGCAGGGAGCAGCACCGAGGGCAGCAGGCCCUCUAGCAGUUUGGGCAGUGUUGUUUGGAUGAAGACCACAACAGCAAUGGAGACCUUAGAAAAUAAGAAAAAGGAGGAAAAGGAGAAGUACCGGCUCCAGCUAGCCAUGUACCGACGGCUCCUGCUGCUGCGCUCCAUCAGGAGCUUGCAUAGGCAGCUGGAGCAGCAGCAGGCCAGGCUGCAGGAAUGCUAUGGCACGGUGAUAAAUACAAAGAAAGAAGUGUUGAAACACAUUUGCUCAAUCUCGCCCUCACCUUCGCCGUAA